UACCAAAAUGCCGCCAAUUUGUAAUUACCAAGAUGUCUAUUAUACAAUUUCAAUAUGAAACUUCGUUGUUUAAUGUUGAAAUGUAAUAUAUAUUAAUUGCCAUAAAGGCAAUUUUCAUUAUCGCUCAAAUUGUUAAAAAAAGGCUUCACCAUUGCGAACAUAAUUCCUAUUAUGAUGUUGGGGCGUAAGCAGAGCCUCAAAGGGGAACCUGUCUUGGCUGAUUAUGGCCCAGAGGAAUCCCUCAAUGAGAGCGCUGAUAUAGAAUGGGUAAAUAAGUUAUGGGUGAGAAGGCUGAUGAGAUCUUGUGCUUUGAUAUCUUUAGCUUCUGUUUGCUUGAAUACUCCAAAAACUUUUGAAAAAGUUCCUCCACUUCAGUAUUUUACCUUUGUUUGUGACUUAAUUAUUACAUUUUUAUUUACUGCUGAAAUGAUUGCCAAGAUGCAUAUAAGGGGUAUAUUGAAGUUACAGAGGGAUAAAUCUUAUUUAAAAGAUCAUUGGUGCCAAUUUGAUGGAAGCAUGGUUAUCUUUCUUUGGUUAUCUAUAAUAUUACAAAUGUUUGAAAUGUUAGGUUUCGCUUUAGAACUUAGUUACGUUUCAAUAUUACGCGCGCCACGUCCAUUAAUUAUGAUACGCUUUUUACGAGUUUUUCUAAAGUUUUCUAUGCCAAAAGCUAGAAUUAAUCAAAUUUUCAAGCGUUCAAGUCAACAGAUAUAUAAUGUAACUCUUUUCUUUCUUUUCUUCAUGUCUCUUUAUGGUCUUUUAGGCGUUCAGUUUUUUGGUGAAUUAAAAAAUCAUUGUGUUCUUAAUACUACUACAGAUCCAACAAAUAUAACUAUAAAUAGUUUAGCCAUUCCUGAUACUUUUUGUUCUACUGAUCCUGAAUCAGGAUAUCAAUGUCCAGAGGGAAUGACUUGUAUGAAACUUCAAUUAUCAAAAUAUAUUAUGGGUUUCAAUGGAUUUGAUGAAUUUGCUACAAGUAUUUUUACAGUCUAUCAAGCUGCAUCACAAGAAGGAUGGGUUUUUAUUAUGUACCGCGCAAUAGAUAGUUUACCUGCUUGGCGUGCAGUUCUUUAUUUUAGUACAAUGAUAUUUUUCUUAGCAUGGCUUGUGAAAAAUGUUUUCAUAGCAGUUAUCACAGAAACUUUUAAUGAAAUUCGAGUUCAGUUUCAACAAAUGUGGGGUGUUAGAGGACAUAUUAGCAAUAACACAGCAUCACAAAUAUUAACUGGUGAUGACAAUGGUUGGAAAUUGGUAACCUUAGAUGAAAAUAAACACGGAGGUUUAGCUUCUCCUAUAUGUCAUGCCAUUCUCAGAUCUCCUCAUUUUCGUAUGGUGGUAAUGUUUGUAAUUUUGGCAAAUGGUAUUACCACUGCAACUAUGAGCUUCAAACAUGAUGAGAAACCAAGGCAUACGUAUUAUGAUAAUUAUUAUUAUGCUGAGAUUGCAUUUACAAUAUUUUUAGAUCUAGAAACAUUGUUCAAAAUCUGGUGUCUUGGAUUUCGCAGUUAUUAUAAGCAUUCAAUUCAUAAAUUUGAAUUGUUAUUAGCAAUUGGUACAACCAUACAUAUUAUUCCAUUCUUCUAUCUUUCUGGAUUCACAUAUUUUCAGGUUCUUAGAGUAGUUAGACUUAUCAAGGCAUCACCAAUGCUUGAAGAUUUUGUAUAUAAAAUAUUUGGUCCUGGGAAAAAAUUAGGAAGCCUCAUUAUUUUUACUAUGUGUCUAUUAGUCAUAUCAUCGAGUAUUUCUAUGCAAUUAUUUUGUUUUCUUCGCAAUUUCACAAAAUUUGAAACAUUUCCAGAGGCAUUUAUGUCCAUGUUUCAAAUCUUAACACAAGAAGCUUGGGUAGAUGUUAUGGAUGAAACAAUGUUAAGAACACAUGAAACAAUGGCUCCUCUUGUUGCUAUGUAUUUUAUUUUAUAUCAUCUUUUUGUUACAUUGAUUGUGUUAAGUUUAUUUGUCGCCGUAAUUUUGGAUAAUCUUGAAUUGGAUGAAGACAUUAAGAAACUGAAACAAUUAAAAUUCCGUGAACAAAGUGCGGAAAUAAAAGAAACUUUACCAUUCAGAUUGCGAAUAUUUGAGAAAUUUCCUGAUAGUCCUCAAAUGACAUGCUUACAUAAAGUACCAUCAGAUUUUAAUCUUCCAAAAGUUCGUGAAAGUUUCAUGAGACAAUUUGUAUUUGAAAUGGAAAAUGAAGAAAAUGAAGGAGUAAAGAAAAUAAAUGAAACUUUUGAUUCAAAAAUGAUAUAUAGAAAACAACGUCCAGUAAAAAUUUUAAAUAAUCCACCUAAAGUAAGAAAUGUUGUUACCAGUCUUAAAAAAGCAGCUGUUAUUUAUAUUAUAAAUGAUUCCAACAAUCAAAGAUUAUUAUUAGGUGAUUCCGCUAUGAUACCAGUACCAGGAAAAGGUCUUCUAAAACCACAAGGCACUGUUAGUAGCGCUAAACAACUUCGUUUUGAUCAAAAAAAGUCAAUUAGAAGAAGUGUUCGUAGUGGAUCAAUCAAAUUAAAACAAACAUAUGAACAUUUGAUGGAAAAUGGUGAUAUUGGUGGAAUAAAUAGAGUUAGCUCUUCUCGCAGUAGACCGCAUGAUUUGGAUAUUAAAUUAUUACAAGCUAAACGACAACAAGCCGAAAUGCGAAGAAAUCAACGCGAAGAAGAUUUACGUGAGAAUCAUCCGUUUUUUGAUACACCACUGUUUGCAGUACCACGUGAAAGUAAAUUCCGUAAAAUUUGUCAAUCACUUGUUUAUGCAAGAUAUGAUACAAAUGUGAAAGAUCCUUUAACUGGAAAAGAAAGAAAAGUUCAAUAUAAAAGUUUACACAAUUUUCUUGGUUUGGUCACAUAUCUUGAUUGGGUAAUGAUUUUUGCUACUACUAUGUCUUGUAUUUCUAUGAUGUUUGAAACACCACGCUAUCGCGUAAUGGAAAUUCCAGCAUUACAAAUUGCAGAAUAUGGUUUUGUGAUUUUUAUGAGUAUUGAAUUAGCUCUAAAGAUUUUAGCAGAUGGAUUAUUUUUCACACCAAAAGCCUAUAUCAAAGAUGUCGCUUCUGUUUUAGAUGUUUUUAUUUAUGUUGUUAGCCUUGUGUUUCUUUGUUGGAUGCCGAAAAGCGUGCCACCAAAUUCAGGUGCACAACUUCUAAUGAUUUUACGUUGUGUUAGACCAUUAAGAAUCUUCACUCUUGUACCACACAUGAGAAAAGUUGUUUACGAAUUAUGUAGAGGAUUCAAAGAGAUUUUGUUGGUAUCUACUCUAUUGAUUUUACUGAUGUUUAUAUUUGCAAGUUAUGGUGUACAGCUUUAUGGGGGUAGAUUAGCACGUUGUAAUGAUCCUACUAUUUUGAAACGAGAAGAUUGUGUUGGAGUAUUUAUGAGAAGAGUAUUUGUAACAAAAAUGAAAUUGCAACCAGGCGAAAAUGAGAGUUAUCCAUCUAUAUUAGUACCACGUGUUUGGGCCAAUCCUAAAAGAUUUAAUUUUGAUAAUAUUGGUGAUGCAUUAAUGGCACUUUUUGAAGUACUUUCUUUUAAAGGAUGGCUUGAUGUUAGAGAUGUUCUUAUUAAAGCUCUUGGUCCAGUUCAUGCUAUUUAUAUUCAUAUUUAUAUUUUCCUGGGUUGUAUGAUUGGUUUAACUCUGUUUGUGGGUGUUGUCAUUGCUAAUUAUUCUGAAAAUAAAGGAACUGCCUUACUUACAGUUGAUCAAAGACGAUGGUGUGAUUUAAAAAAGCGAUUAAAAAUUGCACAACCGUUACAUUUACCACCUAGACCAGAUGGAAAGAAAUUUAGAGCAUUUAUCUAUGAUAUCACUCAAAAUAUCUAUUUUAAAAGAUUUAUUGCAGUUAUGGUGCUUAUAAACAGUUCUCUUCUAUGUGUCUCUUGGAGAAUCGAGGAAGAACACACGGAAGCACUCGCUACGGUGUCCACGAUUCUGACACUCAUCUUCCUCGUGGAAGUAAUUAUGAAAAAUAUUGCUUUUACACCACGUGGCUAUUGGCAGUCCAGAAGAAACAGAUAUGAUUUGCUCGUGACAGUUGUCGGUGUUAUUUGGAUCGUCAUUCAUUGUACAAUGAAGAAUGAUUUGUCAUACGUAAUCGGCUUUAUGGUUGUGAUUCUUAGAUUCUUUACAAUCACUGGCAAACAUACAACUCUCAAAAUGUUGAUGUUAACAGUUGGAGUAUCUGUUUGUAAAAGUUUUUUUAUUAUAUUUGGCAUGUUCCUCCUUGUUUUCUUCUAUGCACUAGCUGGUACGAUUAUCUUUGGAACUGUAAAAUAUGGUGAAGGUAUAGGAAGGCGUGCAAAUUUUGAGUCACCUGUAACUGGAGUUGCAAUGCUCUUCCGUAUUGUCACAGGUGAAGAUUGGAAUAAAAUAAUGCAUGAUUGCAUGAUACAACCACCAUAUUGUACUCCUGCUGCUAAUUAUUGGGAAACUGAUUGUGGCAACUUUCAUGCUUCUUUAAUAUAUUUUUGUACUUUCUAUGUCAUUAUUACUUAUAUUGUUUUAAAUCUUCUAGUUGCUAUUAUUAUGGAAAACUUUUCUUUAUUUUAUUCAAAUGAAGAAGAUGCUUUAUUAUCUUAUGCUGAUAUUAGAAAUUUUCAAAACACUUGGAAUGUUGUUGACAAUCAUCAAAAGGGUUUUAUACCUGUGAAACGGGUGAAGUUUAUUUUACGAUUAUUAAAAGGUAGAUUAGAGACUGAUCCACAAAAGGAUCGUCUUCUUUUUAAACAUAUGUGCUAUGAACUAGAAAAGUUGAAUAAUGGGGAAGAUGUUACUUUUCAUGAUGUUAUCAAUAUGUUAUCUUAUCGUUCAGUUGAUAUUCGAAAAGCUCUUCAGCUUGAAGAAUUAUUGGCGAGAGAAGAAUUUGAAUAUAUUAUUGAAGAAGAAGUUGCUAAGCAAACAAUCAGAAAUUGGCUAGAAGGUUGUCUAAAAAAAAUUCGUGCGAGUGGGAAGCAACAAAAUAGUCUUGUAGCAGGUCUUCGCGCUAAUACCGAACAGGUUCAACAGCAAGAACAUAUAGAAGAGAAAGGAAAAGAGACUGUCAAAGAAGAAGAAAUUGAAACAAAAGAUAGUGAUGGAACUAGACAUAAAAUAAAAAAACCAGUCGUUCUUCCAAGAUCUGAUAGUAUAGGUAGUGGAUCAGGAAGAAAGUAUUUAACUCCAACAUUAUCAGAUCCUGCUUCAAUUAGAUGUGAAAAGGAUAAAAAUGCGGUACCAAAGAAAAAAAAUAAUAGACCUCCACCGAUGCCGAAAAAUAAUUUGCCACAUCUCACAGAGAGCACUGAGCAAAGCAGACAACAGCGGGAAACAAUCAAUGCAAAGGCAAUCGUAUCAAAACCUUCCAAUAUUAUGUUAGAAGUUCGAGAAUGGUGGAAAGAACAGUUGGCAUAUAGCAGUGAGUCCAGUGAAGACGAAGUUUAAAUAUUCAUUUAUAUUUUUCAUGAGUAUAAAUUAAAAAUAUAAAAUGUAAUAAAUAAAACAUGCUUUAAUAUUUUA
This is a messenger RNA of Apis cerana (Asiatic honeybee), 5484 nucleotides long. RefSeq names its product sodium leak channel non-selective protein na (gene na). Lineage: Eukaryota; Metazoa; Arthropoda; Insecta; Hymenoptera; Apidae. Gene Ontology annotation, molecular function: monoatomic cation channel activity. Gene Ontology annotation, biological process: monoatomic ion transport; transmembrane transport; positive regulation of synaptic transmission, GABAergic. The record is from RefSeq and is a predicted model, not a curated record. Gene Ontology annotation, cellular component: plasma membrane.